This is a messenger RNA of Cucumis melo (muskmelon), 535 nucleotides long. RefSeq names its product protein SMALL AUXIN UP-REGULATED RNA 54. The coding region runs from base 84 to 491 and encodes 135 amino acids. The record is from RefSeq and is a predicted model, not a curated record. The transcript has a single exon. Gene Ontology annotation, biological process: response to auxin. NCBI's taxonomy places the organism in Eukaryota, Viridiplantae, Streptophyta, Magnoliopsida, Cucurbitales, Cucurbitaceae.
UUUCUCCAUCUCCAUGGAUUUAUAGCUUCAUCUUAACAAAACCCUAACCCUAAUCACCUCUCCUCUUUCUUCCUUCACAAAAAAUGCUAGCCAAGAAAAUGGUCUCCUUCAAGAAACUCGCCAAGAAAGUGAAGGCCGUCCGAGUCGGAACCGACAGCGAACAUUCGCACAACGAAUGUUUGCUCACUGAUCGCUUGGAAUUAACGGAAGAUCAUGACUCUAAUUCUCCGUCAUCUCCGACCUCAACGCCCACCGGCUACUUCGCGAUCUACGUCGGCGACGAACGCCAGCGCUUCGUCGUUCCGACGAGUUUCCUGUCGCAUCCGCUCUUCAGGAUGGUGCUCGAUAAAGCGUACAGAGAGUUCGGAUUCGAACAGAGGAAUGCGCUUGUGGUUCCUUGUAGUGUCUCUGCUUUUGAAGAAAUUGUUAGCGCUGUUGAAUGCUGCAAUGGCAGAUUCGAUUUCGGUGAGAUUGUUGAGGAGUUUCUAUAGAACAGAUGCAAUGGCUAAGGAAUAUGAGUUCGUUAGAGUUUGAA